Messenger RNA from Ananas comosus (pineapple), 2053 nucleotides. RefSeq lists its product as uncharacterized. The transcript is spliced from 13 exons. The coding region runs from base 168 to 1700 and encodes 510 amino acids. Gene Ontology annotation, biological process: SNARE complex assembly. Gene Ontology annotation, cellular component: endosome; lytic vacuole. The record is from RefSeq and is a predicted model, not a curated record. Gene Ontology annotation, molecular function: SNARE binding. NCBI's taxonomy places the organism in Eukaryota, Viridiplantae, Streptophyta, Magnoliopsida, Poales, Bromeliaceae.
CCUUUGUCCGAUCCCUUACUAAGCUUAGUUUCCUCCUCGUUCAACGUCGCCUCUCUCUCUCUCUCUCUCUCUCUCGAAUCCAAUCAAAACCCUAAUUCCAAGCGUAAAAUCCGCAAAUUCGCCCUCACUCCGAACGCGAAAUCGAAGCGAGGAGAGGGAAUCGGAUCAUGGCGAGGAGGAGCGGCACCAACUGCGGCUUCUGCGAGCGGUCCAACCUCGCCUCCGUGUGCUCAAUCUGCGUCAAUCACAGGUUGAACGAGUACAAUUUGAUGCUGAACCCGUUGAGAACUCGCAGAGAAUCGCUCUAUGCGAGGCUGAGAGAGGAGCUCGAGGCGAAGAAGAGAGCAGAUGACCAGCUAAAUUGGCGGGUAAGCCAAAAUGAGAAAAUAAAAAAGUUGAGGGAUCAACUAACCAACAAAAAGAAACAACUCUCACAAGAGAAGGCUAAGCUUGAGGAGCUGUCAAAUGAUUUGAAGUUAAGAUAUCAGUUGUUGAAUUCAGCUUCUGCAACGUUAGAAAAAAAUCGCGCAGAGUUUUCAAAGUACUACACCGACUUCAUUUACACACAGGGCUUAGGCCAUAUGGCAAUCAACUCUCAGCGGCUUCACAUACAGGUGGUGGUAAUAAAACAGAUUUGCAAACUAUUCCCAAUAAGACGGGUUAACUUAGAUGGAGAAAAAAAGGACGGUUAUAAAGGUCCACAUGAUCAAAUAUGCAAUGCUCGGUUACCUAGAGCACUGGACCCACAUUCAGUUCCAUCUGAAGAGCUUGCAGCUUCUUUGGGGUACAUGCUACAUCUUUUGAAUGUGAUAAUUCCAAUACUGGCUGCUCCAUCCCUUCAUAAUGCAGGUUUUGCGGGUUCAAGUUCACGCAUAUGGCAACGGGAGACAUAUUGGAUACCACGCUCACUUUCUCAAAGGAAAAUAUCCAAACACUCUGUCUGCCAAAAACUGCUGCUUUUGGGAGCGGAAAAGAAGUUCCACGCCAAACAGGCACUUAGGCUUUGUAUAGUUAAUGAGUAUCCACUUUUCAUACCGCGGCAAAACUUCUGCUCAUCUGGUGGGGAGAAUUCUUGGUCGGAUAAAAGUUCCAGUAAUUUUGGUGUUGCUUCUGUCGAGUCGGAAAAGAAGUCUUUCCUUGGUGCCGAGAGGAGCGGCAGUUUUAAUUACUCCUUUGCUUCUCAGCAUUCCAUGGAGACUCACAAGGACCUUCAGAAAGGGAUAUCUCUCCUUAAGAAAAGUGUUGCGUGCAUUACGGCGUACUGCUAUAAUUCAUUGGGUUUGGAAGUGCCUUCCGAAGCUUCCACUUUUGAAGCGUUUGCGAGAUUACUGGCUACUUUGACUUCGUCAAGGGAGAGACGGUCUGCUUUUUCAUUAAAGCAGGCAUGGUCGAGGUCAAAUAAGCAGGUUCAGCAGCUGAAUAGAUCAGUAUGGAACAUAAAUUCAGGCAUUUCCUCUAGUAGCAGUCUAAUGGAUAGCAUGCGCACAACUAUAAUGCCAAACUUUAGCGACAACAUCCUCUCGAACUCCACCGCCAGUUUCCUCUACACUCCAGAGAUGGCUGAGUAUGGAAAAUCCGAGAGCCUCGUCGCCGAAGAUUGGGAUAUAAUCGAGCACCCGACCUUGCCCCCUCCGCCAUCCCAGUCCGAAGAUGUAGAACACUGGACAAGGGCCAUGUUUAUCGAUGCCACCAAGAAAUAGUAUUCAAGCACAAGUCCCUACUUGCCCGCGCAUGUCUUCAACAACUACCCAUCGAAGAAUGUUGAUAGUUUGUGAGAAGCAACCGGUUUUUCUGAUUCUGCAGUAUCGGCUUAUGCAAACCCUAGCAACCCUAGUUGAUGUAUAGAACUAACCCAUUUAGCAGCUUCGUAGAAAUGAGAAUAUCAGGUGAAAAGGAGCUCAACCUCUUAUGGUAAGGGCUUAUUUCUUAGUGUACAGUAGUAGGUAGGGCAAUUAUAGUUCAAUGUUCUCGUGAAAUAUUAUAUUCCACUUUGUUUCUUGAAAAGUUAAUAAAUACUCUUUUACUAUCAAAAGGCGAAGUUCAUUUCCUUUUA